Molecule: messenger RNA, 1416 nt
Organism: Aspergillus mulundensis
Lineage: Eukaryota; Fungi; Ascomycota; Eurotiomycetes; Eurotiales; Aspergillaceae
Product: uridine kinase family protein
Exons: 7
Coding region: 1-1416 (471 amino acids)
Cellular component (GO): cytoplasm
Molecular function (GO): ATP binding; kinase activity
Source: RefSeq, a predicted model, not a curated record
AUGGAGUCGAUCGGGCCAGUCUACUCUGCUGCCACCAAGUCGGACAGGUGCUACUCUCCGCCAUGGGCGGACUUGAGCAUUAUCGGAAUUGCUGGCAGUUCCGGCUCUGGAAAGACUUCGGUAGCCAUGGAGAUUGUGAAGUCGUUGAACUUGCCCUGGGUGGUCAUUCUUGUAAUGGAUUCAUUCUACAAGACAUUGAACCCGGAGCAACAUGCCAAAGCUCAUGCAAACGAGUUUGAUUUUGACAGCCCAGACUCCAUUGAUUUCGACGUCCUGGUGCAGUGUCUUAGAGAUCUUAAACGAGGAAAGAAGGUAGACAUUCCUGUUUAUUCGUUUGUCGAGCAUCAGCGACAAGCCCAUACUACCCCCCUCUACUCUCCCCAUGUCUUGAUCCUCGAGGGCAUUCUCGCGUUACAUGAUCCCAGAAUCAUGGAGCUCCUAGAUGUCAAAAUCUUCGUAGAAGCGGACAUGGAUGUCUGUUUAGGCCGUAGAGGUGAGUAUCUCCAGUUCGAAGACGGCCAGCUUUCUGACAGAGCCUAUCCAGUCCUCCGCGACGUCAAGGAAAGGGGCCGUGAUAUCGAUGGAAUCAUCAAGCAAUGGUUCAAUUUUGUGAAGCCUUCAUACAAGAAGUUUGUUGAGCCUCAAAGAUCAGUAUCCGAUAUCAUCAUUCCUCGAGGCAUCGAAAACAAGACAGCGAUUGGAAUGGUGGUACAACAUAUUCAACGUACGCUGGAAGAAAAGUCCGAAAAGCACAGUGCAACUCUCCAAGAGCUCCGGCGCAUCGCGUCCGAGGAACAGCUGUCGCCUAAUGUCGUCAUGAUGCCGCAGACGCCUCAAUCUACUGGCAUCAAUACUAUCCUUCAGAACCCUGACACGGAGCAGGUCGACUUCGUGUUCUACUUCGAUAGGCUGGCUGCUCUGCUGAUUGAAAAGGCACUCGACUUCACAUCGUACACACCCAAGGAGGUAGAAACUCCUAAGAAUACUUUCUACAAUGGCUUGAACCAGGAAGGCAUUGUAUCAGCCGUUGCUAUCCUGCGCGGAGGCUCAUGCCUAGAGACCGCCUUGAAACGGACGAUCCCUGACUGUGUCACCGGCCGUGUGCUUAUUCGAACAAACGAGGCUAAUGAGGAGCCUCAACUGCAUUAUCUCAAGCUGCCUCCUGGCAUCGAGCAGCACUCGACUGUCAUGCUCCUGGAUUCUCAGAUGUCAAGUGGAGGAGCUGCCUUGAUGGCCGUCCGUGUGCUGAUUGACCACGGCGUGGCGGAAGAGAAGAUUAUCUUCGUAACGUGUGCGGCUGUUCAGUCAGGUGUCAAGCGGUUGGGCGCCGUAUACCCACACGUGAAGGUCAUUGUUGGACGGAUCGAAGAGGAGAGCGAACCUCGAUGGAUGGAGAACAGAUAUUUCGGAUGCUGA